AAGUUGAAAUCAGCGGCAUAUUCUAUGAUGCGACUUUGACAGAUACGCGGCCCCGCGUAUUUUGGCCGUUGUGUCAAAGCGCACCUACAUAGCGCGGCCGAAGCAAGAAGUAUUGGCGCUGGGAGGCCGAUAGCUUAUCACGUGGUCUCAUAAUUUGUGACGGGUGGAGAGGCGCCCGGUGCUGCAGACCUCCGUCUCUGCCACUGCCAGCGACCUCGUCGAUCCGUCUCUCGUCCACGACCUCCCCUGCUGCCCCAUGGAUCCCUCGAGCAGCUCUAGUCAGGAUCCGACCUCUGUGCUCAGGAAUGCAAGCUUCUCCCGCACAGAAGGGACCACUCCGGCAGACAGCCCGGUCACCGCUGCUGACGUCCUCCUCGGUUCAUACGACCCUACAAAACUGCACCCAUUGGCUGCGAUAGAGGACAAAUUGGACUAUUUGCUACUAGAGGAUGACAAGACAAGCGAUCUCCCGGGCUCGGGCACGGCAAUCCCAUCCAGGGGUUGGAGCGAUGACCUAUGUUAUGGCACCGGGACUAUGUAUCUUUCCGGUCUCGCCUUGGGCGGGGUGUGGGGCUUGCGCGAAGGCGCUGGAAGACCCCUAGCAGUCUCAAACGCGAGGCUGCGUAUAAACAGUGUUCUUAACUCCGUGACCCGGCGCGGGACAUUCAUUGGCAACUCGGCGGGAGUCCUUGCCCUUGUCUACAACGGGAUUAACUCGACAAUCGACUAUGCUCGAGGUCAGCAUGACACAGCUGGCAGCAUGGCGGCCGGCGCGCUGACAGGGGCCCUGUAUAAGGCAACGGCUGGUGUCCGGCCUGCCCUAGCAGCUGCGACCCUUGUCUCAUCAUUUGCGGGCCUUUGGAGUUACAUCAAGCGUAGCGUUUGAUUUCUAGUACUUACACGUCUAAUAUACCUAAUUCUCGCCCGCUCGAGCAGCACAGUUCAUCCCUGACGUACGGUCGAUCCGGCG
Messenger RNA from Fomitopsis serialis, 970 nucleotides. RefSeq names its product Tim17/Tim22/Tim23/Pmp24 family-domain-containing protein. Gene Ontology annotation, molecular function: transmembrane protein transporter activity. The transcript has 5 exons. Gene Ontology annotation, cellular component: mitochondrial inner membrane; TIM23 mitochondrial import inner membrane translocase complex. The coding region runs from base 257 to 886 and encodes 209 amino acids. The record is from RefSeq and is a predicted model, not a curated record. Lineage: Eukaryota; Fungi; Basidiomycota; Agaricomycetes; Polyporales; Fomitopsidaceae. Gene Ontology annotation, biological process: protein import into mitochondrial matrix.